Closterium sp. Naga37s-1 is the source of this 369-nucleotide messenger RNA. The record is from the annotation of a GenBank genome assembly. NCBI's taxonomy places the organism in Eukaryota, Viridiplantae, Streptophyta, Zygnematophyceae, Desmidiales, Closteriaceae.
AUCCUCCCUUGCGUCGCAAUGGCGCAUCGCUCUGCCCCUUUCUCACUGGCAACUACAAGCCAGCAACAGGACCGUCCCCACGACCGGCGCGACCGUCGCGGCCUUCAACUCGACCGCCGCGACGAGCUGCGCGACCGUCGCGAUGGCCAGCGCGACUGCGGGGGCGACCUGAGUGACCGUCGUGGCCUGCAGCACAACCGCGACGGCGACAAGCAUGCGGACGACGCGCCCGCUGUUCCUAUCACGCCUGCAGCACCAGACGCCGCCGCACCUGCCGUCUGCCACAUCUGCGUCGCCCGCCAUGUGCCUGAAGUGUGCUCUGCCGCGGCUGCCGCUAUGGGGGGAAGGCUGCGGGGGUGGUGGCUGUGA